GCAGAGCGGGCGCGCGCGUGUCACUGAGACGCUCAUUAACCUGCGCAGCUGUCGCCAUAACAACCGGAGCCCGGGAGUCCUGGAGACGCUAGGGCGGGGGUUGGGGGCGGCGGCCUCGGGAGGGACCUGGCGGGAGCGGGGGCGGUCCACACGAGCCGGGCGCUGCAAGCUCACCCGCGGGCGGGAGGGCGCCACGCACGUCGCCGCGGCCGUCCCCGCGGGCGGGGACCGAGCCCGCCGCCGAGCCUCCGAGCAGCCGCGCGCCGAGCCCCGACUCUAUGGCCCGCGGGGAGCGCGCCGCCGCUGCGCCGCCCACCCGCAGCCGGAAUCCGAGCUCCAGCACCAGGCAGAGCGCAGCGGCUCGCGCCGCGGGCCGGGGCCCAGGGGCCGGGCCGCCCCGGGCGCGGGGCAUGGGAGCCCGGUAGCCGAGUGGCGCGAGGACCCCCACGGCGGGCAGGACCCGCCGAGCGAAGACCGCCAAGCCCAGGGAGAGCCGGAGACAGCAAACCGCCCGCCCCCGGCCGCAGCCCCGCCAGGGCCCUCCCCCGGCAGCGCGCACCCGCGCGCGCACACACUUGCACACCUUUCCUCCGCUCCUGCCCAGCCUCGCCUGGCCCCCGCCGGAGCACCCCCGGGGGGCCGAUGCCAUGGGUAACAACUUCUCCAGUGUCUCCUCUCUGCAGCGAGGAAACCCGAGCCGCGCGUCGCGGGGCCACCCCCAGAACCUCAAAGACUCCAUCGGGGGCUCCUUCCCGGUGCCCUCUCACCGAUGCCAUCACAAGCAGAAGCAUUGCCCGCCUACGCUGUCAGGUGGGGGGCUCCCGGCCACGCCGCUGCUCUUCCAUCCCCACACUAAGGGCUCCCAGAUCCUCAUGGACCUCAGCCACAAGGCCGUCAAGAGGCAGGCCAGCUUCUGCAAUGCCAUCACCUUCAGUAACCGCCCGGUGCUCAUCUACGAGCAAGUCAGGCUGAAGAUCACCAAGAAGCAAUGCUGCUGGAGCGGGGCCCUGCGACUUGGCUUCACCAGCAAGGACCCUUCCCGCAUCCACCCCGACUCGCUGCCCAAGUACGCCUGCCCUGACCUGGUGUCUCAGAGUGGCUUCUGGGCCAAAGCAUUGCCUGAGGAGUUUGCCAACGAGGGCAACAUCAUUGCCUUCUGGGUGGACAAGAAGGGCCGCGUCUUCUACCGGAUCAAUGAGUCAGCUGCUAUGCUUUUCUUCAGUGGGGUCCGGACGGUGGACCCGCUCUGGGCCUUGGUGGACGUCUACGGCCUCACGCGGGGUGUCCAGCUGCUAGACAGCGAGCUGGUGCUACCCGACUGCCUACGGCCGCGCUCCUUCACCGCGCUGCGGCGGCCGUCGCUGCGGUGCGAGGCGGACGAGGCGCGCCUGUCGGUGAGCCUGUGUGACCUCAACGUGCCGGGAGCCGACGGCGACGACAGCGCACCGCCUGCCGGCUGCCCGAUCCCGCAGAACUCGCUCAAUUCUCAGCACAGCCGCGCGCUACCGGCGCAGCUCGACGGCGACCUGCGCUUCCACGCGCUGCGCGCCGGCGCGCACGUCCGCAUCCUGGACGAGCAGACGGUGGCGCGCCUGGAGCACGGGCGCGACGAGCGCGCGCUCGUCUUCACCAGCCGGCCUGUGCGUGUGGCCGAGACCAUCUUCAUCAAGGUCACGCGCUCCGGCGGGGGGCGAGCGGGCGCGCUGUCCUUCGGGGUCACCACGUGUGACCCUGGCACGCUGCGGCCCGCCGACCUGCCCUUCAGCCCCGAGGCCCUAGUGGACCGCAAGGAGUUCUGGGCGGUGUGUCGCGUGCCCGGGCCUCUGCACAGCGGCGACAUCCUGGGCCUGGUGGUCAACGCGGACGGAGAGCUGCACCUGAGUCACAACGGCGCGGCGGCCGGCAUGCAGCUGUGUGUGGACGCCUCGCAGCCCCUCUGGAUGCUCUUCAGCCUGCACGGCGCCAUCACGCAGGUCCGCAUCCUCGGCUCCACCAUCAUGACUGAACGGGGUGGCCCAUCUCUCCCCUGCUCACCUGCCUCCACUCCAACCUCACCCAGUGCCCUGGGCAUCCGCCUCUCUGACCCCCUGCUCAGCACCUGCGGUUCUGGACCCCUAGGUGGCUCUGCUGGUGGGACAGCCCCCAACUCACCUGUGAGCCUGCCUGAGUCACCAGUGACCCCAGGUCUGGGCCAGUGGAGUGAUGAAUGCACCAUUUGCUAUGAACACGCAGUGGAUACAGUCAUCUACACGUGUGGCCACAUGUGCCUGUGCUACUCCUGUGGCCUGCGCCUCAAGAAGGCCCUGCACGCCUGCUGCCCCAUCUGCCGUCGCCCCAUCAAGGACAUCAUCAAGACCUACCGCAGCUCCUAGCCCACUGCAGAGCCCCACCUACACGCCCACUUCUGCAGACUGCAGCCCAGCACCAGCUGAGGGCAAAGCCAACGGGGUCCCUUCCUUCUACAGUUUGCAAACUCUUCCUCCUUUUCCAUUAAACAUGGGAAACCAAGGUCCCUGGAGGAUUGGGCUGAAAGAGUCUCAGGCAGGGAGGUGAGGGCACAAGCAGUGAGGGGAGGGGAGAAGGGUACCCCAUAUCUCUCUCCUCUUUACCCAGAUUUCUGCAUGCUGAGUGGCUGGUUGCCAUCCCUCGAGAUCUCGGCAGAUCUCUAGGUUGUGCAGCCCCGCAGCCUGGCAGCCCGGGAGGCAUCUUGGAGAGAGUUAGCAAACUUGUAACUUCUCCCGGGGCAGCUGGGGAGGAGGCCAAUGGACAGACUUCUCCCACCCUGGGCAGCUGCAAACUGCAUGCCGUGUUUCUUUCUCCUUACCCAAGGCGGGUAAACAGACAGGCUGCAGAUUACAGGUCCGAGGUCCUUGACCUUGGGCCAACCUGCCAUGUCCAGGAUCUCCCGUUUGCCAUGACUUUCGCCAAUCAUCUCACUGGUGCCGUUUCCCAGGGUGCCCUUCAGUGUAGGCUGAGGUGGGCCUUUCUGUUGUCAGGGUCUCAAAAGAGCAGGUCCACAGCCACACUUAAGGCCUGUCCUCCCUCAUCUCAGUGCCAGUCUUGGCCUGGGCUGAUCUGCCAUUGUGUGCCCAGGAGGGACAGGAACCCUCAGUGGGGUGGGGGCUCCCUGGCCUAUGGACAGCCCCUUUCCUUAUUUUAAUUAAUUUAUUUAUUUGCUUUAUGGGUUUUAUGGGUUAUGUUCCAACCUGGGGUCUCCUGAAAUGCUACUGUUGGGGGGUUGCCAGGUGAAGGGAAGCAAGGAGUAGCCACUUGGAAUCUACCCCCAAUACAAGGCCCAUGGCAGUCCUGCUAACCCUGAGGAAGAAUUCCAGGCUGGAGGCCUCCCAAGAAAUGGAUAAGCCUCUCUUAUGUGGGAAGUGCCCACAUCCACCUGUGUGCCCUUCCUCCCUGGAUGGGAGCCCUGUUACUGUGGCUGGUUCCAGGACAUCUGUCUCUAUAAAGACAUCAGAAGUUCUGGAAAGUUGUCAACAUGUGGGUCAGGGACCAGAAUGGAGACCCUUGUUAGAGGAGGGAGGAUAGAUCCUGAAAGCCAGCCUCUGGUCCUGCUAAAGGGGGUGUCCCUUACUUAUAGGCUGUGGCCCCUGUAGUCCUACCUGCCCUUUUCUGGGUUACUGUGGCAUCUUAGCCUAGGCUUUCCCAGCCUUUCAGUCCUUGGCCCUCAUAUGGCUGGUUUUAUAUCCUCAGAGGCGGCUUUUGCCUUGAAAGGCAGGGUCUGGGUCUCUGUCCCGGCCACUGGCCAGUCGUGGCUCUGGCCACAGCCCUCUGCCCCCAAAACUCCAGCUUCCCCUGGGUAAAAGUUUGGGGGUGGAACACUUUCCGGGUAGUUCCUGGGAGUUCUUCUUAGGUGUCUCUGAGGAGGAAUGUACUGGGGAGGUGUUGAGAAUGGAUGCCAGGGUGGGCCUUUGCCUGCACUGGGGAAUCUGGGCCACCCUCAGUCUUGCUUCUCCAGUCACUGGCCCUGGUAGAUGCCUUCAGGCUGGAGCUGGUAAGUUGCCCCAUCCAGCUGGGGCUUAUCCUAGAGAUGGAGCAAGGUCCUAGUACAGAGCUGGGUGGCUGGUUUUGGGAAAAGAAGCCAUUUUCCAUUCUGCUAGUUCAGAGGUAGCACUGCCUCCCUUGUGAACUGGGCCACUGUGUUUGUGAAUAAAGGUGAUUUCGUACCAGCCUGA
Messenger RNA from Mus caroli (Ryukyu mouse), 4187 nucleotides. RefSeq names its product neuralized E3 ubiquitin protein ligase 1 (gene Neurl1). Gene Ontology annotation, cellular component: postsynaptic density; plasma membrane. Gene Ontology annotation, biological process: negative regulation of Notch signaling pathway. Lineage: Eukaryota; Metazoa; Chordata; Mammalia; Rodentia; Muridae. The record is from RefSeq and is a predicted model, not a curated record. Gene Ontology annotation, molecular function: ubiquitin protein ligase activity.